AUGCUGGCUGGGUUGCGGCAGCGGGGUGCCAUGCUGCGAGGGCUCGAGUCACUGUGUCUUGGCCGCAUCUCCGGUGCCACGCUGAGUGACCUAAUGUACAUCUCCGCAGAAAUGUUCUCAGUGGAUAUUCAUGCGCACAUCUACUCGCGCACGCCCACUCUGCCAUCGUCGUUCCCCAGUCUGCAGGAGCUCUACUACGAUGAUUCGCAUGGCGUUCCGCGCGAAGAGUGGCAUGCGCCCUUGUUUGAUACCCUCAUUAAAUACUCAGGCCAUGAGCUGCGCUACUUGGCCUUCCCCAUCGUUUACAACACACAGCGCACAGUGAGCAGCACAAAUUGCCCGCGCUUGGUCGAGUUGAGGCACAUAAAGUGCUGCUGGGCGACCGGUGCAUGGAGCUCUGAGCAAAUCGACAGCGACUCGACCCGGGUUCUCCGAGCCAUUGGGUCGAUUGCCACGCUGAAAAAGUACGUGCACCCGUCGUAUAUUGCUCGCUUGUCGGCGAUUCCUGAUGUGAUGGAGUGCCGCGGACUGCGAUAUUUGAAUCUGUUUGGCUGGCCGCUGACUGUGGCGGAUCUCGCCUGGGUGGUGCAGACGUUUCUGAGCUCACUGUGCUGCGAGUGA
This is a messenger RNA of Kickxella alabastrina, 621 nucleotides long. RefSeq lists its product as uncharacterized. The coding region runs from base 1 to 621 and encodes 206 amino acids. The transcript has 3 exons. Lineage: Eukaryota; Fungi; Kickxellomycota; Kickxellomycetes; Kickxellales; Kickxellaceae. The record is from RefSeq and is a predicted model, not a curated record.